GAAGCUCCGAAGCGCAGCAAAAAUGACGAUAGUGGUAAUAAAACCCAUAUAUUUUCCCUCGCAAAAGCAUAUUAAUAUCUCGUCAUCAUUCAAUUUGUCGCCGUGCGUUCUUCCUUUCUUCUCUCCUCGGUCGGGCGGAAACCCUAACUAGCAGCGUAUUACUGAUGGCAAGCGGUACAAGGUAGAGCCAUGGUCGAACCAAAACCCGAACUCGCUCGGAGUCAUACCUACACUGCCGCGUCUGCGGCGGCGAUGCCCCAUCAGCGUUCUCCCAUCCCGGAACCUCCUCUGCUGGCGACCCCAUCGUCGUCGGCUUCGGGCCUCGCGGUCAAGGACUCCCGUGUCCGUGCCUUUUACGAGAUCCUCUCGCGGGUGCCUCCGGCGGAGGUGGAGUCGGUCCUCUCCCGCUGCGGCAUCACCCCGCUCCCCGAGCACGUGGACGUUGUCCUCCGCCUCUGCUACGCUUUCCCGGCCGCUGCCGUCAAGUUUUUUCGCUGGUCCGGCCUCUCCCUGAAGCACACCCAUUACGCCUGGAACCUGAUGGUCGACAUUCUCGGCAAGAACCGCAUGUUCGAGCCCAUGUGGGACGCUAUCCGCUCCAUGAAGCAGGAAGGCGCUCUCUCCAUCGCCACCUUCGCCUCCGCCUUCGGCUCCUAUUGCGCCGCCGGCCUGAUCAAGGAGGCCGUCAUGACCUUCGACGUCAUGGACCGUUACGGCAUCCCUCAGGAUGUCGUUGUCGUCAACUCCCUCCUCAGCGCCAUCUGCCGUGAGGACGGCCGCAUGGCCGACGCCGCCGAUUUCUUCGACCGCGUCAAGGCCACCGUUGCCCCGGACGCCGACACCUUCGCCAUCCUCCUUGAGGGCUGGGAAAAAGAGGGCAACGUCACCCGCGCCAAAAAUACCUUCGGCGAGAUGGUGAUCCGCGUCGGCUGGAACGCCAAGAACAUGUCUGCCUACGACGCUUUCCUCAUCACCCUCGUCCGCGGUUCCCAACCCGAUGAGGCCGUCAAGUUCCUCAAGGUGAUGAAGGGCAAAAACUGCCUGCCUGGGCUCAAGUUCUUCGGCAAUGCCCUCCACAUCCUCAUCCAGCAGAACGAUCACGUCCACGCCCUCGCUCUGUGGAACAUAAUGGUCACCGACAGUGGCCUCAUCCCCAGUCUCUCCAUGUGCAAUUCGAUGAUCACUCUUCUCUGCAACAAUGGCAACCUUGACGCUGCCUAUCGCUUACUCGAUGAAAUGCCAUACUAUGGGGUCUUCCCUGACCCCUUAACUUAUAACACCAUCUUUGAUUGUAUGAUUAGGAACAAGAGGGCCCGUGAAGCAGAGUCAUUCUUCACAGAGAUGCGGAAGAAUGAGCAGCUGCCGUCUCCCAAAAAUUGUGCAGCUGCCAUUAGAAUGUUCUUCGACCAGUACAACCCAUCUGCAGCUGUGGAGGUGUGGGGUUUUGUGACGGAGGUGUUUGUCUCACUGGACAACGAGUGUGCCAAUGAGCUGCUCCUCGGGUUCCGAGAACUUGGGCGGUUGAGCGAGUUGAGAAGGUAUGCUGAUGAAAUGCUUGACAGGGGCGUAGAAUUGCGGGCAUCCACUGUGGAGAAGUUGAAGACUGCCUUUUACAAGGCUGGACGGCAGGAUGCUUAUGAUCGGAUUCUGAGGAGGUUAAAGCAGCAUUAGGAUAUCUAGAAUGGUGGUUGGACGGAACAGGGGAUUUCAUUUUGCUGCAAGACCCAUCAUAAGUUCGAUUGAGGGGCUUGGCUGCUUUAAUCAUUCCUGAAGCAUCAAGAGGUCUAUCUACAUAGAUUUGAUACUUCCAUGACUUACAUAUUAGUGGAUAGCAUAUUAUUUCACAAAGCUUCCAUGACAGUAAACACUAUGUUUCUAUUUCUCUUGUUCAUAUAUAUUAGAUGCUGAAAACUCAUGAUUGGGGUCGGCUAGAUUACAUGACUUCCAUGACUUAAUUCACAAAGCUUCCAGGACAGUAAACAUUAUAUUUCUAUUUUAUCUUGUUCAUAUAUAUUACAUGCAGAAUACUCCUCAAAUUUUUAUCCCAUUCUGCAUAGUGUGUUUUCUUGCAGGUUUUGUCUGUUUUAUUGAGCCUACUUGGUUCAGUUUCCUUUUCUUUCUAUUUCUUUAAUACUUUUCUAUCUUUUUGUGUGUGUAAUUACACAAAUGAUAUUUAAUAUGAUUCUAUAAUCUAUUUA
Molecule: messenger RNA, 2198 nt
Organism: Musa acuminata subsp. malaccensis (wild Malaysian banana)
Lineage: Eukaryota; Viridiplantae; Streptophyta; Magnoliopsida; Zingiberales; Musaceae
Product: pentatricopeptide repeat-containing protein At1g77360, mitochondrial
Molecular function (GO): protein binding
Source: RefSeq, a predicted model, not a curated record